Molecule: messenger RNA, 705 nt
Organism: Linum trigynum
Lineage: Eukaryota; Viridiplantae; Streptophyta; Magnoliopsida; Malpighiales; Linaceae
Source: the annotation of a GenBank genome assembly
AUGGCCGCCGUCGUUAAGAAACAUCAGCAGCCAGCCGACUACGCCAGGAAACCCCAGCAGCGGCCGCCGGACCUCCGACAGGAGCCGUGGCUGGUGUACUCCCACGGCAAGAAGAACGACAAGAAGUCGUCGCAGACGUUCUACAGCCUGUCGGAGCCCGGCCGCGGAUACCACGUGCGGGGAAUCCCCGAGCUGCGGAACCAAAUCAUAUGUGCAUGCUCCCACGGCUGGUUGGUCCUGCUCGACCCGGUUCGAAGAGGCUGCGGCCUGCUCAACCCGGUGACCAUGGAGCGGAUCGGUCUGCCCGACUUGCCGGGCGAGUUCGUGGUCACGAAUUGCGCGCUCUCUUGCUCGCCGGAGGAAAGUGGUGGUGGUGGUUGUGUUGUUAUGUUUACUGAGAGGGAGAGGGGGAGCUUUGUUUAUUGUAGGGUUGGUGGAAAGGAGGAGGAGGGUCGUUAUUGGAGGAGGGAAGAGGUAGUGGAUCAAGGGAGUUGUGCUUGUGGUACUGAAGGAGGAGGAGGAGGAGGAGGAGAAGGUUUUAUGUGGUGUCAUGCAAUGGCUAGCCUUGGUGGUGAGUUCUAUGUCCUUACGAGCUGCUGUGAGAGCCUGUUCAAGGUCGAGUUCGUCGAAGAAGAAGUUCGAGCUGGAGGCUCUGACGAUGACGACGAUGAUGAUCAGGUUGACGAAUCGAUAAGGUUAGUAUAG